Gaeumannomyces tritici R3-111a-1 is the source of this 3549-nucleotide messenger RNA. RefSeq lists its product as hypothetical. The record is from RefSeq and is a predicted model, not a curated record. The transcript has a single exon. NCBI's taxonomy places the organism in Eukaryota, Fungi, Ascomycota, Sordariomycetes, Magnaporthales, Magnaporthaceae. The coding region runs from base 367 to 3078 and encodes 903 amino acids.
CGAUAGCCGAGCCCAUUGAAUCGACUCGAGCUUGACUCGACAUUGGGGUAUCAAUUGGGUCCAUUGCACUGUUCCUAGUGUUAGCAAGACGGCACCUGUCCUCUAGCGGCCCACCACUGCGUCGCGUCCCGCUUCGGCCGCCCCGACCGACGACAGCAGCAAACGCGACCUGGAAAAGCACCUCAAUAACACGUCAACACUUUAUUCUCGCCUGAAAACACAACUCCAGUUACCCAACCAUACGAACCAUCGGGUAACCCGGAACCUUCCGACAGACGAAUAGCAUGCUCCAACCAGAACCAGCCAGCCUCAGGAUCAUGUCAUAGCCCUCGCCCUGCCGCCCGCUUUUCCUUCCCAAAGACUAGCAUGGAGGACCCAUGGGGGUCGCCCUGGACAGCGACCAACGAUGGCACAUCGCCCACGGCAAAGCCCGCGCCGCCCCUCGACCUCGAACCCCCUCCACGCGCCUUUCUGACCUCGGCCGCUCCCUCGCUCGGCGUCCCCGCUCUUUCGUACCACUCGCCGUGGGAACACAACGAUGACGACGACUUUGGCACCGCCUGGGCUGCCCCCGGCAACGGCCCCGACCCUGUUGCCACCGUCGGCUCGAUAUCCGCCUGGAGCAGCGGCUGGCACGGCGGCGAUGCCAUCGCCACACCUGCUUCGGCGGCGGCAAGCAAGCAACGCUCGAGGGAAAACAGCCUGGCUGCGAGGCCGCGAGACGGCAGCAUCGGCAAGGCAGCGAGUCCCAUCCCGUCUCCCAGCAAAGCACUAUCCCGCUCUAGCUCUAACGCAGGCCUGCGCCGCGUCUCUUCGACCCUCGACCCCUGGGCUUCGGAGCCUUCGUUCGGCAGCAACCUUGACCUGCCCUCGAGCCCGCAGAGAGCCCCUCAGACGCCAGCACCGCUCUCGCCUGCGCCGGUGUCCGGCUCGACUGCAAAUCUCGGCCCGGGAUCACCAGGAUGGGAUCGGGUGGAUGUGGAGACCAUCAAGAGCGAUCAAGACACGACUGAGGUUGCGGUCGAGGCGAAUGAGAAUCGGUCAGGCGCCGCAACGCCACAGGAUUCGCGGACAGAAGAGCCACAAGAAACAACACGGCGAUCAAGGGCUUCUUCGACAUGUUCCAACGACGACGACGAAGAAGACGACAACAACAGUCGGCUUGGCGACGCUAGGCGACGGCAGGACUCGCCCAUAACGUCCAUCGACGAGGACUCCCGCGCGCGGCCGCUGCCUAAGUCGCACCGUAGCGCGCAUUCGGUGGUGCAGCGCAAGAUUUCUUCGAACAAGGUGAAGGAUAUGGUUGUCUUGUUUGACGGGAUUGCCCAGCGAGCGGCGUCGGAGCCGCCAGAAGCCGAAAGAGGCGCAAGGGCCUCGUCUGUAACCCCGGCAGCUGAUAAUUCGAGGCCCUCUACACCGUCUGGUCGUCCGCGAACGAGAGAGGGAAGGGGCACGCCGUCGAGCCACAAGGCGCUGGCGGAUACGCAAGAGAAGGAUGGUGGACUGGUGGGAGAUGACGCCGCCGAAGAGGCUGAGGCUCGACAGAGCCGCAGGAAACGCUCUGUGUCGGGGACGCCUACACCCAAGAUGCGGCUACGGACCUCGGCCUCGCGCGGCCGUUCGGGGCCUACUGUCACUUCCACGCCGCGGCGGCCGCCGCCUGGGAGGACGGACUUUGGGGAGCUAAAAACCAAGUUCGGUCCCGUACAGUUCGUGCCGGACCUGGCAAAGGUAGAUCUGAUUUUUGUCAAGGCUAAGCUUGGACCCGUGGCCGACGUGGCCGACUGUUAUGUGCCCGACACGGUCCUGCGCGACUGCUUCACCGACGUCUCGGAGCGCCGGGUCUGGGCACGCAUCUCGCGCUUCGGAAGCGCGCGGCUGCACGACGCGGGCGGCGGCGGCUUCGACGGCGGCGACGAUGGGUCGUACCGCCGCGUGGCCUGGCCCACGUCUGAGGUGCGCGCCGAGACGAUCAAGACGGUGCGCCGCUGGAUGGAGGAGGACUCGUUCGCCGGCGGCCGCCCCACGCUGGGCGGAGGCUUGGGCGCCGGGAACAAGGGUAAGGGCAACAUGUUUGGCUGGGACUCGACGGCGGCCUCGGACGAGCCCGCAAUGCGCCUCGACCAGGUCUUUGCCCAGCGGCGCCUGAAGCGCGAGGCUGCCGCCGCCAAGAGGCAGAGCGCACCGCCCAGCAGCUCCAUCAUGGGGCUGCCGCCCGUCGUCACCUCCACGGGAGGAACUCCGCCGCCAGCCUUUGGGACGCAGUCCGCCACAGCCUCAGCGGCGCCGCCCAGUUUUGGCUGGAGCUCAUCCCCCAUCGCCGCGCCCCCGCCCGCGCCGAGGUCUGCUGUCGGCCCUCCCCGCCCCACGUCCAUGUUUGCCUUGUCGCCGUUUCCCCUGGGGCCCUCCACCUCUCUGUCUGGCUCGGCAGGGAGCGAUGUGAACCAAGUACAGACGCAAGUGGCAGCCCAGGACGAAGACGACGAUGAUUGGGGAGAGAUGAUGGCGUCGCCGCCACCAACCGGAAACCCUGCCGAUUCCAGCUUCGGCAUGUUCCAGGACUGGCCAGGCGCAGCUCGCACUAGUGAGGUCCAGAAAUCUGCCCGUGAUCCCUCGCCACCGGCGCCGGCGGUGACCACGGGAGACGCAGCCCUUCAAUCCUCGGUCUCUGCCUUUACGCAGCUCCCGCCCUUUUCUACUCCAACCAGCACAGCCCCUCCUCCGCUGGGAGGGGACGCUGCGCCUAGUACAUCCGUGGCGGCGGAUCCGUGGGACCUCUCUUUCUUUGGCCCGCCAGACGCGGAAUCGCAGUCUUGGAAGCCUUUGGGGACACAACCUCCGACCGCCAUUUCUCCAAUGGCAGGUUUGGAGCAGCACAAGGCAUCGGCAGCUGUCGUGUCGCCUGGAGUUCCAACACCGGUCGCAUCUAUGGAACAACAAAAGCAACAUGCUGUCUCUUUCUCGGCACCCGCGUCCGAACCACUGAAGACUGCUCUCGCAGAGCAGGUGGAGGAGCACGACGGCCUUGUUCGGCAGAUUGUGCGAGGCCUCCCAGAUCUGUCGUAUAUGCUGCGCUAGUUCCUUUCUUGCUCCCUUUUCUCUUUUGGACAUCUCUAUCACCAUUACCUUGGCUCAAGCGCGCUUCAAGGCAAAACGUUUGUGCUUUUCUGUUCCUGUCGCUGCUGAAUUUUCUGUCUCACGCGCGCCCUUUUUGGAUACACAAUGACCGAGGGGAAAAGCCGAAUCUCGUCUUACAUAACUGCAUGUCCGAGGCGUUUUGGAGGAUGGGGUAAAUAAGCGACACAAAAUAUCAUUUUUGCUUUUUGCUCGUUGUGAUUAUGACUGCUUUCCCUCUGGUUUGGGGUGUAUGGAGACAGCAUGACGCCGGCUCCUUGGAAUGAAAUGGAAGCAAGUUCGUUUUCCUUCUGCGCGCAGGACAAUCCAAGUCGCAGUGGAUGGUUCUUCAUGCGGCUCGAUUGCUGCGGUCAUUGUCGACUGUGCCUUCGACCGACGCGAUGUUGCACGCGUAACGCUUCACCAGACAUCUAC